AUGCUCGUUUGUGGUAGUGAUUUAAUUCCUGACAAAAUGUGUGUGAGACAUCUUGGAUUUGUUCUGCUGCUUUGGUUUCCUGGAGCGCUCUCUGCACAACAUAAGUCUUGUCCUGCUCCCAUCCUGGAUGGUGGCUAUUUUAUUCCUGAACAAAAAACAUAUGCUCAUACAAAUCAACUAAUUUAUGCCUGUGAUAAUGGACAUAAGCCAGCUGUGGAGGGUUGGUGGGUAACCACCACAUGUCAAAAUGGUAAAUGGUCUCAUAAACCACAAUGUAUAGAUGAAAACUCAUGCUUCCCACCAAAUAUUCCCAAUGCAAAAUACAGAGAAAACCCAAAUGGAUGGUAUAAGAAUGGAGACACAAUAAGGAUCACAUGUGACAAAGGAUAUACAUCCAAAAGCCAUAAUGCAAUAGCCAGAUGUAUAAAUGCAACAUGGUCCUCUGUGCCCAUCUGUGAGAAAAGCAUCUGGGCAUGCAGUGCACCCCCUAAAAUCCCCCAUGCUGUAAUAAUUAAUCAGAGCUACCAGGAGGUGUUUACUACAGAUUCAGAAGUGCAGUAUGAAUGUGAAGAUGGAUAUAGUGCAGCGGGAGACCCCAGUGAAAAAUCCAUGUGGUGCAUAGUUGGGAACUGGAAUAUAGGCUCAACGUGCAAAUCUUCUACCAGCUCUGGAACUGAGGAGAGAGAGACUGAACCUCCAAUCAUUACAAAAACUUCAGUUGACAACUGUGGGAAACACCCCAACAUUCAAAAUGGUGAUGUAGUAGAAACCAAUCCAAUGUUUUUGAAAUACCAGUGCAAUCUCCAUUACACACGAGUGGGUCCAGAGAAAGUGAUGUGUUACAGCAAUGGCAAGUGGUCACAAGUACCCACCUGCAAAGGUCUCUACUGUACUGUGAACACUGACUCAAAUCAGGAUUUAAAGCCUGCUGGAGUUAAAUAUAUAAACCAUGGUGAGACGGAGUAUUUGGACUGUGUGGACCGCUGGCGGAUGGAUAAUUAUGCUGUGGCCAAGUGCAAUUUUGGAAAACCGAGUUUGAGCAGAUGCUGUAACUGGGCACAAAUUAAAACGAACCUUUGCUAAGGCUGUAUCACAAUGAGGAAGAAGCUGCUGCCUUUGGAUUCGCUCACUGCUGACUGAAAACAAAUGCCAACCUGGAACCUUGAAGUUGCAGUAUGAUUAUGCUUUGACAAACCAUGCCGGGUUUUUCACAAACCAUUUGUUGUUUCUCAUUUUGCUCAGUGAAUUCCUGCAAAAUGUAGGAAUCCGUUUGUUUGCUAAAAGCUCUGAAAAUGGCCAGAAUAAAAUUUGGACUGCAAUUUCAGCAGUAAUCUUUUUACAGUUGUAUUUGCAGUUUUUACCUCUGUUUUGUCUACAUUGCCACCAGAGGAGCAAUUGGUUUUGCA
Messenger RNA from Monopterus albus (swamp eel), 1406 nucleotides. Its product is annotated as complement factor H-like. Lineage: Eukaryota; Metazoa; Chordata; Actinopteri; Synbranchiformes; Synbranchidae. The coding region runs from base 1 to 1083 and encodes 360 amino acids. The transcript is spliced from 9 exons. The record is from RefSeq and is a predicted model, not a curated record.